AUGGGAAUGCCAAACAGAAAUUUAUCUGCCAUCUCUGUCUCUGUUUUCUUCCUCAUUUCUCUUCUUCUUCUCAUCUCCUUCUUCGGUUCCACACCUGGCCCUGCAAAAUCCUUACUUUCAAAAUGGAAGCUUGAAUUCCUCGCCCCAUUCCAACCCUCCAGUUCAGUUGUGACUCAACAACGAUCACGACUGGAGAUGGUGGAAUUGACACUGGCAAGGGCACGAGCAUCAAUCAAAGAAGCUGCCAAGGCCUGCAAGAACAUGACCUCGAACCACCAAGACCCAGAUUAUGUUCCUCAUGGACCCAUUUAUAGAAACGCCAAUGCCUUCCACAGAAGCUAUCUUGAGAUGGAGAAGUCAUUCAAAAUAUACGUGUAUGAGGAAGGAGAACCGCCCAUCUUCCAUUCAGGACCGUGCAUGAGUAUAUAUUCUUCAGAAGGAAGGUUCAUAGAAGAAAUGGAAAAAGGGAAGUUUUAUCGAACCGGAGAUCCAGAUGAAGCUCUGGUUUACUUUCUUCCGUUUAGUAUAGUUAGAAUGGUUCAAUAUCUAUACGUUCCAGGUGCUCCUGAGUUUCACGCCAUUGACAGAACACUUCAGGAUUAUAUUGACGUUAUUUCUCAUAGACAUUCUUAUUGGAAUCGAAGUCUUGGAUCUGAUCAUUUCAUGCUUUCUUGCCAUGACUGGGGGCCAUACACGACAGCAAAUGUUCCUGUUUUAUUCAACAACUCAAUCAGGGCUCUAUGCAAUGCCAACACCUCAGAAGGGUUCAAUCCCUCCAAAGACGUGUCGUUGCCGGAGAUAAAUCUCCGGUCAUCGGAGUUCUCAUUAGGGGGGAAGCCAGCGAGUGAGAGGAAAACUCUGGCAUUCUACGCCGGGGGAAUCCACGGCCACAUUCGGCAUCUUCUGGUGAGCGAAUGGAAAGGAAAGGAUCCGGAGAUUCUGGUUUAUGAAAAGGCGCCGGAAGGGAUGUCGUACGAUGAAAUGAUGAAGGAGAGCCGUUACUGUCUGUGUCCAAGUGGGUACGAGGUUGCUAGUCCUAGAGUAGUGGAGGCAAUCUAUUCGGAGUGUGUACCUGUUCUGAUAUCGGACGGUUAUGUUCCUCCGUUGAGUGAUGUUUUGAAUUGGGAAGCUUUUUCGGUGAUCGUGCCGGUGAAGGAGAUUCCGAAUAUUAAGAGGAUUUUGAAUGGAAUUACAGAGGAAGAGUAUUUGAGGAAACAGGAGAGAGUUAAACAAGUGCAGAGACAUUUCGCCAUUAACGGACCUCCUCAAAGGUUUGAUAUUUUUCAUAUGAUGGUUCAUUCCAUUUGGCUUAGGAGGUUAAACGUUAGAAUACUUCAUCCUUUGGAUUUAAAUUAA
This is a messenger RNA of Impatiens glandulifera, 1356 nucleotides long. Its product is annotated as probable glycosyltransferase At5g03795. Lineage: Eukaryota; Viridiplantae; Streptophyta; Magnoliopsida; Ericales; Balsaminaceae. Gene Ontology annotation, molecular function: glycosyltransferase activity. The coding region runs from base 1 to 1356 and encodes 451 amino acids. The record is from RefSeq and is a predicted model, not a curated record. The transcript has 2 exons.